Messenger RNA from Colletotrichum phormii, 1724 nucleotides. RefSeq lists its product as uncharacterized. Bases 377 to 1558 code for a protein of 393 amino acids. The record is from RefSeq and is a predicted model, not a curated record. The transcript has 2 exons. NCBI's taxonomy places the organism in Eukaryota, Fungi, Ascomycota, Sordariomycetes, Glomerellales, Glomerellaceae.
AUGUCCAAGAACAUCAAAACCAUUCCAACGUCAGAAUACGACCAUGUCAUAAAGACAGUCCAACACUACGUCGACAGCAUCGCAAAAGCAGACCGAGCCCUCCUCGACCUGGCAUUCCACAAGGAGGCGUCAAUGACCGGCUGGGCCCCGGCUGACGGCACCCUCUCGCUGGGCUCGUACACCAAUCUUCACGCAUUCUUCGACACCUACGGAACGAGCGCGUCCCUCAGGACCCGGUGCGACGUCAUUGGCAUCACGCCCACGACCGCCGUCGUCAAGGUUGAUAUGGAGAAUACCCCCGACGGACCGGCGUAUACGGAUUUUCACACGUUGAUCAAGAUUGAUGGGGGUUGGAAGAUAAUUGCGAAGGUUUUUCAUGCUUACGAGUCUUGAUUCACUGAAUCACUGUAUUCCUAGCUGCUAUCGUAGCCGUCUAGUUGUUCCAAGGAAAGUUAUUGGUGCAAUUUCCCCAGUAGCGCUCCUCCCUGACGCCGAAGCAAAUCAACUUGUCAUGGUCGUUGCCGAUGAAGUCGUUCUACACAUAUCUUUAGCACGAAAGUCUUCACAAGUUUACUUCCACUGGAUGAAGCCCCUCAUCACUCACCAAUUCAAUUUCAGCCUCCACACGCUCAUGUUCCGCUCCAUGGAUAGGCAUAGGCCAGCACUUGCAGCUAUACACGGUGGGUCUUUCCGGAUCCUUGAGCCCACAAUCCUCACAAGUGCGCCAGAACCCCCCAUUCUUGCGCGGUAUCAGCUUCCCGCGGGCGAGAUCCCCUGCCUCACCAUUCGCAUCACGGCGACAUGUCGCAAGGACCAGUGGAUCACCAUCGCCGCUUCUCAUACCGAUACGCACGCGGGGUUUCCUGCGCCGCGGUAUAUUCACGUGAAUCAUAUGGAUAACCCCGUAUUUGAGGAGCUCCGAGCCGCGGUGAAGAUUAAUAAAGUGUUUGUUGAGUUUCGGGGACCGUGGUUUCCUGUUGAUGCGCCGUGGUAUUCACCGAAUCAUGUCCCUAGACAUACGAGCGGAUUUCUAUUCAUGGUGAUUGGGUAUCAAAGCCGAGGAGUCGAACCCGUCGUCGACGACAAAAAUUUCUGGCAGCAGUGGCACGCGCCGUUCCUCUGCCACUGGGCAAAAGCCAACGACGUGGCGCGCUUCCUUGGCUCCCUCACCACCAUAGGAACCCUCGACACCCAGUUCAAAGACUGGGACAAGAUCUACGCACUGGCAAGGCAGCGCAUCCUGACCAUGUACUGGGACGCCUUUCCGUUCGGGGGGCAAUGGAACCGCGUCGGCGUCCCGGAAUUGCUCCUCGCGCCAUUCAACCGCCGAGAGAUCAUACCAAGCCUCGUCGACGAGGAUCAAGUCCUGACGCGAUUCGGGAACUUGAACCUCGGCAAGCCGCAAGAGGACGGGCUUCUGCGCUGCUACUGGCGUAUAGAGGGGCCGCCUCGCCAUCCUUUGUUACGUCCGGACCGAUUUUCGCCUCUCUUCUUUUACCAUAAUACGCCCUCGUCACUUACCGAAGAGGAGCCAUUGAUAGUGGACGUAAGGAUUUAGAAGGCCGGUUCUUGCCGAUGCUGGAGAAGAUGGGGGAGGAACACUACGAUACGUGGGCGUUGCGGCAGCACCGAGAGGCGACGCGCAAUACCUUGUCCAGCAAUUUCUUUCAGAGGACUAUGCGCCGGGCGCAUCGCGAUGACUCACCCGCCAGUUCAUCGUGAUG